GGCCUUCAUUGGCCAGAGCUUUCACUCGAUAUUAUUCACGUCGGCUGUCUGGCCACGGCUGCUCUUCUCAUACAUUUGCUCGACCGAGCUUCGCUUCUUCUCCUUCACACACAUCCCAAUGGCUCUGCGCACACCUUUGACGCGCGCCGCGAGGCGUGCUACGUCGACAGCGACCGCCGCACCCGCUCUUUCGGUAUACAGCGCGCAAUGGAGGAGAGGCAAUGCUACGGUUGCCCCCGUCACACAGAGCACCGGCUCGAAGAAGGGUACUGCUAUCGUCUUCAUGAACAUGGGAGGGCCUUCGACGACAGACGAAGUUGGCAGUUUCCUGAGCAGGUUAUUCGCUGAUGCUGACCUCAUUCCCCUCGGCCGCCUCCAGAACUACAUUGGACCCCUGAUUGCGCGACGACGAACACCGAAGAUUCAAAAGCAGUAUGCUGAGAUUGGUGGAGGGUCACCCAUCAGGAAGUGGUCGGAGCACCAAGCGGCAGAGAUGUGCAAGAUGCUUGACCAGACCUCGCCAGACACCGCUCCUCACAAGCCCUACGUCGCCUUCCGCUACGCAGACCCCCUAACGGAGGACAUGUACAAGCAGCUGUUGGCAGAUGGCUAUGGUGGUGGUAACGGCGGCAGAGCUGUGGCGUUCACGCAAUACCCUCAGUACUCCUGCUCCACCACUGGAUCGUCACUCAACGAGCUGUGGAAGUGGAGGACAAGACUCGAAGGCAAGAGGGGCACAGGAGAGGUCGAGUCCAAGGGUGCAAUCAACUGGAGUGUCAUUGACCGCUGGCCGGCACACCCGGGUCUGGUUGAGGCCUUUGCAGAGCUGAUUGAGAAAAAGCUGGCCGAGUACCCAGCCGAGCGAAGAGAUAACGUCAUCUUGCUCUUCUCGGCGCACAGUCUGCCCAUGUCGGUCGUCAACCGCGGCGACCCCUACCCCGCUGAAGUCGCAGCCACCGUCUACGCAGUCAUGCAGCGACUGGGCAUGAAGUACAAGUAUCGUCUGGUGUGGCAGUCGCAGGUCGGACCUCAGCCAUGGCUCGGUGCGCAGACCUCAGACACGGUCAAGAACCUGAUGAAGAAGGGCCAGACAGACAUGCUUUUGAUCCCUAUUGCAUUCACAAGCGAUCACAUUGAGACCCUGUACGAAUUGGACAAGGAAGUCAUCGGCGAGGAUGCUGAGGGACACGAAGGUGUCAAGCGUGUCGACAGCUUGAAUGGCAGCCCCACGUUCAUCAAGGCGCUCGCAGAUCUUGCAAAGUCGCACUUGCACAGCGGCGAAGCUUGCAGCCCUCAGAUGAUCCUUAGGUGUCCAGGAUGCACAAGCGAGAGGUGUCUGGCGCAAAAGGAGUUCUUUGCCAGGCAGUCUGGGCAGGACAAGCAAGAGGCCGCCGCGGCGUAGACCGGGAGAACACGGAAUGUACACCUUGUAUGAUAUUGUACGCUGUCUAAGAAAUAAUGACAAUCUUGGAACCU
Messenger RNA from Macroventuria anomochaeta, 1476 nucleotides. Its product is annotated as ferrochelatase-domain-containing protein. Lineage: Eukaryota; Fungi; Ascomycota; Dothideomycetes; Pleosporales; Didymellaceae. The coding region runs from base 119 to 1402 and encodes 427 amino acids. Gene Ontology annotation, biological process: heme biosynthetic process. Gene Ontology annotation, molecular function: protoporphyrin ferrochelatase activity. The transcript is spliced from 2 exons. The record is from RefSeq and is a predicted model, not a curated record.